ACGCGGUGCCUGGGAAUGCAGCUGGGACCCGUGCGUGUCCCUGGCCGUGGGCAUCGGGCUCUCGGCGCACACCCGGGGGGCAGCCCCCGGCCCAGCCCGCCCCCGCCCCGGGGACAGCGGAGCCGCGGCGAUGUGUCACUGCGGGCAAAGGGCACGGCGGGCAGGGGCAGGGACCAGCCAGGCAGCGGCAGUGGCAAGGUCCGAAGAGCCUCGCGGUGCCCGAGGGCGUCGUGCCCGGGGACGGGGCCGCUGGAUGUCACCCUUGUGCCGUGCGCGCCCAGGGCUGUCCCCUCCGCGGGCACCGGGCUGGCUGCGCACACGCGUGUGCCCGCGGCCACGCUCGCACAGCUCUGUGCGCGCCCGCACAGACACGCGGGGCUCCAGCAGGCUCCGUCCCCGCGGGAUUUCCCAACUCCUGGCUGGACGCAGCGCCCCUGCAGUCCCCCCCCCGCGCCCUGCCCUGACCUUUGCACGAAUCCCCCAGGGCGGCCGUGGGGAGGGUAUAAAGAGGGAGCCCGGGGCUGCCCCCGCGUCACAGAGCCCGGCACAGCCAUGAAGGCGUCGCUGCUGUUCCUGCUCGCCUGCACGGCCGUCCUGGCGGUGGGAGCAAGGGCCGACUCACCCGAGGAGCCGAAGGCGCUGGUGCAGAAGGUGCAGGAGCUGGCCCAGAAAGCCACGGCCAUGGCCAAGGACGCCUUCAGCAGGGUGCGGGAGUCGGAGGCGGCUCAGCAGGCCAGGCAGUGGCUGUCGGACAACGCGGAGCUGGCGAAGCAGCGGCUGCUGUGGCUCAAGGAGCAGCUGGCGGAGCUCUUGAAGAAGACUCCGGCCGCGUAGCCUCGCCAGGGGCUGCCCGGGGUCUGUCGGGGCUGGGGACCCCCGGCUCCCACCCGCUGUCGUGGUGCUCUCAAUAAAGCGGGGCUGACGCAAA
Molecule: messenger RNA, 928 nt
Organism: Vidua chalybeata
Lineage: Eukaryota; Metazoa; Chordata; Aves; Passeriformes; Viduidae
Gene: APOC3
Product: apolipoprotein C3
Exons: 4
Coding region: 16-834 (272 amino acids)
Biological process (GO): lipoprotein metabolic process; lipid transport
Cellular component (GO): extracellular region
Molecular function (GO): lipid binding
Source: RefSeq, a predicted model, not a curated record